Molecule: messenger RNA, 1108 nt
Organism: Populus nigra (black poplar)
Lineage: Eukaryota; Viridiplantae; Streptophyta; Magnoliopsida; Malpighiales; Salicaceae
Exons: 9
Coding region: 74-799 (241 amino acids)
Molecular function (GO): S-adenosylmethionine-dependent methyltransferase activity
Source: RefSeq, a predicted model, not a curated record
AACUCUUGAUUGUCUGGAACUUACAAAGAAGAUUUGAGAAACCAAACAGAGAGAGACAAGGGGGUAGUUGACAAUGGGAACAUCUACACAAGCAUACGGCGAGCCAUGGUACUGGGACAAUAGAUAUUCCAGUGAAUCAGGACCGUUUGAUUGGUACCAAAAGUAUCCUUCCUUGGCUCCUCUCAUCAACCUCUACAUCCCUCGUCAUGUCCAUCCUCGAAUCCUCGUCGUUGGUUGUGGCAACUCAGCAUUUAGUGAAGGGAUGGUGAGUGAUGGAUAUGAAGAUGUGGUUAACAUUGAUAUAUCGUCUGUGGUAAUUGAGGCCAUGAAAAGGAAGUAUAGCAAUCAUCCUCAAUUGAAAUAUAUUGGAAUGGAUGUACGAGAUAUGAGUGAAUUUCAAUCUGGUUCAUUUAAUGCUGUUAUUGAUAAAGGAACUUUGGACUCUAUCCUGUGUGGGAAUGAUUCACGAAAAAAUGCUCCCAAGAUGCUCAAGGAAGUUUCGAGGGUUCUCAAGGAUAAUGGAGUGUAUAUUCUGGUUACAUAUGGAGCUCCAUUGUAUCGCUUACAAUUAUUAAGGGACUCAUGUUCGUGGAGGAUAAAGCUCCAUGUUAUAGAUAAACUUUUGUCAGAUGAAGGCUCAGAACAUCCAGUUCAGGAGCUGACGAAUCCUGUACCUAUAGAUGACAAUGGGAGUUCGGUGGAAGCAGUACUUGGAAAGAAUCCCGAUGUUCACUACAUUUAUGUUUGUACUAAGGAUGAAUCUUUGACGCCCGAGCAAAAGCAUGAAGAGCUAGUUUAGCGGGAACUAGUAGAAUCUCCCACACCCUUUGCAUUGCUGUUCUUUUAUGCUACAUAUGGAAAUACUCGGACAUGUUUUGGUGAAACAACAACGGUUACCUGUGUUCUUUGUGUUAUGAUAGGCCAUCAUGUGAUAUUUUCUCCACUGGCACCAUGUUGUGAUUGUAAUUGAACUGUUUUUAGUUUGCGAUCACAAAGCAUGGAAGGGGUGAUGCCUAUAGCACUAUUAAUAUUUUGGAUUGUUUGCAUGCAUGGGAUUAUUUGUUGAAAUUGAUCAUUUUUGUAGUAAAUCUGCACUUUGCUUGGUCCA